AUGAGACUGUCCUCUGGCACCACCGCCUUGCGCGCCGCUCCUCACUCGGACGUUGGAGCUGCUGCUGGUGCUGCGGACCCGAGCGGUGGCGCUGCUGCUGGUGCUGAGGACCCGGGCGUUGGAGCUACUGCUGGAGCUGAGGACCCGGACGGUGGAGCUGCUGCUGGUGCUGAGGACCCGGACGUUGGAGCUGCUGCUGGUGCUGAGGACCCUGCCGCUGGUGUCUCUGCUGGUUCUGGAGACGCUACGCGGCCGCGACCGUACUUCGUACCACUUCUUCAGCAGGUUCUUGGUCAGACUCCUCCUCCUUGUCCUCCUCCCUCCGUAGAGUGUCCUCCGCCUGUCCAGUCGCAGUCACAGUUCCCGCCUGCCUCGCCUCUCCCUGGUCCCUCUCCCUACACUGGUCCCACAGGAGGUCUUACAGAGCGUCGUGAGCCUGAGUCUCGUCCUGCGUUGCCUGUUCGUACUGCUCGCACUGGUCGUCGUGUCCCACGUGAGCGUCCUCCUCCUGUCCCUGGCACUCACUACAUGACUCUGCGUCCCUCCACUGCUCCUCAGCGUGUUCCGCUGCCGUCUCCUCCUGCGUCCUCUCUGCCUACUCUUCCUGAUCCGGAGUCUGACUCCCGUCGUGCUGCCAGUCCCACUGUCACCCGUCUCCUCGCUACUGUUGUCACUGACCCUACCUUUGAGUCCUCUGCUGCGUCUGCUCUGGUCGCUGAGUUGAUAGACUUUGCUGCCCGGUGUCGUCUAGACUACGCCACUAGCCUUGUUGCUGAGUCUGAGUCUGAGUCUGUCUGUCCUCCGUCCGUUGGGGGUGAGUGUGCUCUUGGCACGGACGUCCUUGAGGACAGACAGGAGGAGUUCCAGUGCUUUGCUGCUGCUUUACCCCACCUCGUGUCCAUGCUAGUUGCCCCUGAGGGAGACCCGGAUGCACCAGACAUCCCGACCCCGCGCACUUACGCUGAGGCGAUGGCGGGUCCCUACUCCUCUCAGUGGCAGACAGCCAUGGACGCUGAGAUGGCUUCCUGGAAGUCCACAGGCACCUACGUCGACGAGGUUCCCCCACCUGGGGCGAACAUCGUCAGUGGCAUGUGGAUUUUCAGGGUGAAGCGGCCACCGGGUUCUCCUCCUGUCUUCAAGGCGCGCUACGUGGCUCGAGGCUUCAGUCAGCGAGAGGGAGUUGACUUCUUUCAGACCUUCUCCCCCACCCCGAAGAUGACCACUCUUCGGGUGCUACUGCACAUAGCCGCUCAGCGCGACUACGAGCUUCACUCACUUGACUUCAGCACUGCUUUCUUGCAGGGCAGCCUGCACGAGGAGAUCUGGCUGCGCCGCCCUCCUGGCUUCACUGGGUCGGUUCCUUCUGGUACCCAGUGGAGGCUUCAGCGGCCGGUCUACGGUCUCCGCCAGGCACCGCGUGAGUGGCACGACACACUGAGGACGACACUUGCGGCUCUUGGGUUCGCUCCCUCUACUGCUGACCCGUCACUGUUUCUACGCACAGACACCUCACUGCCGCCGUUCUACAUCCUCGUGUACGUGGACGACUUGGUCUUUGCCACUGCUGACACCGCGGCACUCGCCCACCACGGCGCACCAUCACCUUGA
Closterium sp. Yama58-4 is the source of this 1608-nucleotide messenger RNA. The record is from the annotation of a GenBank genome assembly. NCBI's taxonomy places the organism in Eukaryota, Viridiplantae, Streptophyta, Zygnematophyceae, Desmidiales, Closteriaceae.